This is a messenger RNA of Papaver somniferum (opium poppy), 3736 nucleotides long. Its product is annotated as U11/U12 small nuclear ribonucleoprotein 48 kDa protein-like. Bases 122 to 2758 code for a protein of 878 amino acids. The record is from RefSeq and is a predicted model, not a curated record. Lineage: Eukaryota; Viridiplantae; Streptophyta; Magnoliopsida; Ranunculales; Papaveraceae. The transcript is spliced from 6 exons.
UUUAGCUGCCCUCUUCUCCCACUUCUUUAUCACUGUUCUCUCCUCCGCCAUCAAAACCCUUAAACCUCUCUAUUCUCCUUCUCAUCAGAUCAUCUCAGCUCAGCUCAGCUCACAGGGUGUAAUGAAUCCUCAAAAUCCAUAUUACAACAACCCUUCUUUCUACUUCCACCCACCACCAAUCCCUAAUUAUCAAAACCCUAAUUACUUUCAUCCUCAUCAAAACCAUUAUCAUCAUCUUCAGCAGCAGCAACAACCAAUUCUCCCACCAAACCCCUCUUCUUCUUCUACUACUUUUACCACAACUAACGAUCUCAACACAACAUUAUCAAUUCUAAAAGACUUCAUCAAUCAAGCAAAAUCAACACUAGAAUCACUUCCUGAUCAAAUUAUUCUCAAAAAUUCACCCGACGAGUUUUGUUGUUGCCCAUUCAAUCCUAAUCAUAAAAUGCUUCCUGAGUUCUUGUUUCAUCAUUUUUUAAUUUGCACAUCUUCUCCUUGUGUCAUAAACCUUGAUAUUUUAGAUUCUUUACAUUACCCUAAAUCGAUUAAAGAGAAGAACAAUGAAUCUAUUCAACCAAUUGAAGAAUCUAAUGCUGAUGUUUGUUUUUCUAUAGAUAAUUAUUUGUUGGAUUUUAGGUCUAAUUUCUUUUACAAAGAAUGUCCUGCUGUUGUUUGUUCUUCGGAUUUUGAUACUAAUGAAAGAACGUUUAAGCUUCCGCGGGUUUUAUAUAAGUUAUGUUCUGAUUUUAGUGAUAAAGAGGAUACCAAGGUGGAACGGAGAGAGUGUAUGAAGAUUCUUCCUUCGGAAUUUUGGGCGAUGAGAACUGAAAUGGAGGUAUGGCAUGAGUUUCCGGUUUCGUAUUCAUAUGUUGUGAAUACAGUUUGUCGGUCUUUAGGAUUUGCUAAAGAAUGUGAAAUAUUGAAAUGGAUUAUUAUGAAUUCGCCUCGUUAUGGUAUUGUUAUUGAUUUGCACAUGAGGGAUCACAUAUAUAUGUUAUUCAAACUUUGUAUGAAAGCAAUUGAACGUGAAGCUUAUCGGACGUAUAAAUUGCUGUUAACUGGAAAUGAGGGAGAUAGAGAAUUGGAUUUGAAGUCUCUACGGUUUGAUUGUCCUGUUUUGCUUGAAGUUAUGGUGUGGUUAUCGUCUCAGUUUACGGUUUUGUAUGGGCAAGUGAAUGGAAAGUUGUUUUCUAAAGAAUUGCUUAAGUGGUGUCUACUGAAUGCUGCGUCUAGUUCGUUGUUACGUCCAUUGAAUGAAAAGGGGGGGACCGUUUGUGGGAAGGAAGGUUUAGAUUCGGGAUGUGUUAAUGAUGGUAAGGAUUUGGAGUUGGUUGGAUCAAUAGCCUGUGGGAAUGUCAAAUUAGAAGUUCCAGAUGAAAAUUUUAUUUUAGAGGUUUCGGUUUAUGAAAGCUCGGUGUUUGUGUCACAAGUUACAGCAGCAGUUUCUGCUUUGCAUGAGAGAUCGUUGCUUGAGGAGAAAAUCAAGGGGUUAAGGCGUGCUGGUUCACUUCCCAGAUCUCAGCUGCUAAAGGAACAUUUAUAUGUGUCAACGAGGGCUAUUGAGGAACGAGGGAAACGUCCUAAUUAUAGACCUAUUCUAGAGCAUGAUGGACUUCUUUGGCAGCGUUAUCAAAAUAAGGACUCAAAUAAGUCAAAGACCAGGGAGGAGCUGUUGGCCGAAGAAAGAGAUUACAAACGCCGAAGAAUGUCAUAUCGUGGGAAGAAAGUGAAGCGAUCAAAAACAGAGGUUUUGCGGGAUAUAAUCGAGGUGCACAUGAAUGAAAUCAAACAAGCCGGUGGCAUUGGGUGCUUUGUCAAAGGAUCUGCAGAGGCCGAGGUGUUUCCAUCUGGUUCAAUAUCUGUUCAUGAUAUGCCUGUAGUUGAUAUGCUAACAAGCAAUAGAGACUCAUCUGAACCUAGCAACAGGCCUGAAUAUGGUUAUGAGAAGCAAUCUUAUCCGCACCAUAGUGUCUCUGCAAGAGCUGAGUUUGUCACACCUAAAGAUCACAUAAGCAGGAGCAGUGAUGCAACACAUUCACACUUGGAGCAGGGAUAUGAGUCUCAGGGUCAGCAGGAUCAAGAGCGAAGUAUCAGAAAGAAUAAAGAAGAUAAAGAGUACAGGUGUAGAAGUCCAGAAAAUUACAGGAGUCGAAGAUCAUAUGAGCGACAUAGGCAUCCAGAUGACCAGGAAGAGAGUGGUAUCUCUGCAAGAAAAGAGUUGGGUACACCUAAAGAUAGCAUAAGCAGGAGCAGUGACGCAAAGCAUUCACACACCCGGCAGGGAUAUGAAUCCCAUGGUCACCAUGAAUCCGAGGAUCACAAGAGAAGUAUUAGAAAGAACAAACAAGAUAAAGAGUAUAGGUCAAGAAGUCCAGAGAGUUACAGAAGUCGGGGAUCCCAUGAACGGCAUAGGCACCAAAGGGAAAGAGAUGACCGGGAAGGGAGUAGGAGUAGUAAAUAUGAUAAAGGAAGCUCUGUGUCAUCUCAUAGAUCCAGAUAUCACGAUAGCAGAUCCACAUCGUCUGUCUCAAAUCCUGCUACUGAUUUAAGUGGGGGGAAGAAUGAUCAAAUAUCAGACAUUAAUGGUUACAACAAGAGGAGAACAUCUGAAAGGUAUAGAUCAGAAUCUGUAAGGGAAAAUGUUAUUGAGGAUAGAUAUGAUCCUUCAGGAUCCAAUAAUCGCUAUGAGGAUGCCAAUGACGACCCCCCUUCACACAGCCAGUAUGCCAGGUCUGACAAAUCAUACGAUUCUAAGUGAUUCCAGGCACUGUGAUGCCGAUUUGACUUCACUGCAAAAGGAUUUACUUUGCAUAAUCAAAGGAAUUCCUGGAAGCUUUCGCUGUUGUUUACGAAGUUAAUCAGGCUUCAGGGAAUUCUUACAUCUGUAUCCUCCCAUGUAUCCUCAAAUUUUCUAUGUUGAUAUUAUUGAACUCAUUUUGAUAACUAAAUGAUAUGAAGCUAAAUCAUGAGUAGGAUGGUGGUUAGUGUUGUAUUGAUUCGGAAAAUAACAUUGAUGCACAGAUAUUGGAAAAUUGAGCUUCGUAUUGAGUGUAGCUUUUGUUUGUGUGGACAUCUUAUUAUGGUAAAAACAUGUUUUGGAGAGGUUUUCAUGUUAUUUAAGUUAUUACAGGUUGGCCAAAUUGUAUACAAAUUCGAUCAUAUUUCCAAAUCAAUAAUGAAUUCAGCAAGGUGGAUCUUAUUAGCCCGUCCAGUCUAACUAGAGACGUAUCUUUAACUGAGGGUUGCAUUUUCAUCUUUUUAGUUUCCUCACCCUUAUAAAGCCUCAACUUGCAGUAAUUUGCUCUCUUGUGCUGGAAUAGUGCUUAUUUACAAAGUCCUUCUCCCAAUUUUUCAAUCAAAUCUUUAAGGAAUAGAAGAUGCAAAUGGAGGAAGGGAUCGAGUCAGUGGAACUGGAUGCAGGUCGGAGCUUGAUGUGGAAAAUCAAUCCAGGUAUAUACCAUUCUGAUUAGUUGGGCGCUUAGUUCAUUCGAUUGGGCAGCUCAGUUCAUCGUUUUAGCUGUGGUUAGUCUGUUAGCUUGGUUUCCAGUGAUGGUAAGAAGACUUCUUUUAGUUUGGUAAUUUCAGUACUUGUGUAAGUUUUUUUUGGGGUUUCCAGCGUAUAACUUAAAACUGUUGAGAUUUCAGUACUUGUGUAGAGUUUUUUCAGUACUUGAGAUUUCGGUACUUGUCGAAUUUCAGUUUAUUAAAUGAAUUUCAGUUUAACUUUUUGGGUUUA